Messenger RNA from Didymodactylos carnosus, 579 nucleotides. The record is from the annotation of a GenBank genome assembly. Lineage: Eukaryota; Metazoa; Rotifera; Eurotatoria; Philodinida; Philodinidae.
AUGGCUGCUAUUCGUAAAAAGUUGGUUAUUGUUGGGGAUGGUGCUUGUGGUAAAACGUGUUUGUUAAUCGUAUUUAGUAAAGAUCAAUUUCCGGAAGUUUAUGUUCCGACAGUAUUUGAAAACUAUGUUGCAGACAUUGAAGUAGAUGGAAAACAGGUUGAAUUGGCAUUAUGGGAUACAGCAGGACAAGAAGAUUAUGAUCGUUUACGUCCAUUAUCAUAUCCUGAUACAGAUGUUAUUUUAAUGUGUUUUGCUAUCGAUAGUCCAGAUAGUUUAGAAAAUAUUCCGGAGAAAUGGACACCAGAAGUAAAACAUUUUUGUCCCAAUGUACCGAUGGUUUUAGUUGGUAAUAAAAAAGAUUUAAGAAAUGAUGAAGCAACAAAAAAAGAAUUAAUGAAAAUGAAACAAGAACCUGUACGUAGUGAAGAAGGUAGAACAAUGGCCGAUAAAAUUGGUGCUGUUAAUUAUUUGGAAUGUUCAGCUAAAACAAAAGAAGGUGUUCGUGAAAUAUUCGAACAUGCAGCACGAGCAGCUCUUGCUAGAAAGAAAAAACGAAAAGGUGGCUGUAUUAUGUUGUAA